AUGUCAAGUGAAGCUAAAACCCUUCAAGCUAUCAAGUUUGAUAGAGAAACUAAGACGUUGGAUAUUUUGGAUCAGCUUCUUAUUCCGUAUGCUACUGAAUAUAUUUCGAUUAAAUCCAUUGAGGAUGCAUAUCAAGCUAUUAAGUUGAUGCAAGUCAGAGGGGCACCAGCUAUCGCAAUUGUUGGUGCAUUUUCUAUUGUUGUUGACGUAUACAACAAUUUGAAAGAAACUAAAGAGAAAUCUCGAACUAUUGGUGACUUAGUGGAGUCAAUUCACUAUUUAAUUACUGCCAGACCGACAGCCGUCAAUCUUUCCAAUGCCUGUUUAGAUAUCGAAAAACUUAUCCUUACGGAAUUCAAAAAGGACGAAUUGGUUAACCAGCAUACAUUUGAUAUCGUAUAUCAAUAUUCUGUUGCAUUAUACGAUGAUGACUUGGAUAAUAAUUUCAAGAUUGGUGAUAAUGGAUUGCAUUAUAUUGUCGAAACAUUGAAAUCGCAGUCUUUUACUGGCCCGUUCUCCAUCAUUACUAUUUGUAAUACUGGUUCAUUAGCUACUUCUGGGCAUGGUACUGCGCUAGGCAUAAUCAGAACCGUUUUCAAAAAGUUAUCAAAAGAUGCCGGUGAAAAGUUUUGGUUAGAGCAUGUUUAUCCAUGUGAAACUAGGCCAUAUAAUCAAGGAGCUAGGUUGACUACUUACGAAUUGAAUUACGAAGGAAUACCAUCGACACUUGUUUGUGAUAGUAUGGCGUCAUCAUUAAUUGCUACUUUAAGCAAACAAAGAAAGGUCAAAAGUCUGACUGCUCCGGUAAAGUUCAUCAUUGCUGGCGCUGACAGAAUUGUGGAAAAUGGUGAUACGGCAAAUAAAAUCGGUACAUUCCAAUUAUCAACAAUUGCAGACUAUUUCAAUUCAAGGGCAGAGAAGGAAAACACUAUCAAGUUUAUUAUCGCAGCUCCAAGGACCACAAUUGAUUUUAAGACAAAAACCGGUGAUGGGAUUAUAAUUGAAGAAAGACCAUCACAGGAAUUAACAACACUUAAUGGACCUGUACUCACUAAUAAUGGAGUUCUUGAAAAGCAAACGGUUGGAAUAGCAACGCCUGGAAUAGACGUGUGGAAUCCUGCUUUUGAUGUUACGCCUCACGAACUAAUCGACUGCAUUGUCACUGAAGAUACGAAUGCUUUUGUAAAAAAUAGCGAAGGUGAUUUCAACUUGAAAGUGUAG
Debaryomyces hansenii CBS767 is the source of this 1221-nucleotide messenger RNA. RefSeq names its product S-methyl-5-thioribose-1-phosphate isomerase. NCBI's taxonomy places the organism in Eukaryota, Fungi, Ascomycota, Pichiomycetes, Serinales, Debaryomycetaceae. Bases 1 to 1221 code for a protein of 406 amino acids. The transcript has a single exon. The record is from RefSeq and is a predicted model, not a curated record. Gene Ontology annotation, molecular function: S-methyl-5-thioribose-1-phosphate isomerase activity.